Drosophila sechellia is the source of this 366-nucleotide messenger RNA. RefSeq names its product sloth 1 (gene sloth1). Bases 108 to 347 code for a protein of 79 amino acids. The transcript is spliced from 2 exons. The record is from RefSeq and is a predicted model, not a curated record. NCBI's taxonomy places the organism in Eukaryota, Metazoa, Arthropoda, Insecta, Diptera, Drosophilidae.
CUAACGCACACAUGUGAAGGAGGCAAUACACACACACGGCACCUUUGAAUCUCGCCUUAAAAUUGGCGAAAACAACACGAAAUUAUAUAAUCGCCGGCUGAAAACACAUGAGUCCGUACAGCGGAUCAGUGCGUCGUCUGCUGGACAGUUGGCCAGGAAAGAAGCGCUUCGGUGUCUACCGCUUCUUGCCGCUCUUCUUUUUGCUGGGCGCCGGCCUGGAAUUCUCCAUGAUCAAUUGGACAGUGGGCGAGACCAAUUUCUACCGCACUUUUAAGCGCCGCCAGGCGAAGAACUACGUGGAAGAGCAGCAGCAUCUGCAGGCGCGAGCCGCGAAAAACACUGUCUAAGCAAAAUGCCCGCCGGAGU